Acanthocheilonema viteae is the source of this 1404-nucleotide messenger RNA. Lineage: Eukaryota; Metazoa; Nematoda; Chromadorea; Rhabditida; Onchocercidae. The record is from the annotation of a GenBank genome assembly.
AUGGACGAAGGAGGGGAUUAUUUAGAUCCAGCAGUAUUUCCCUCUGAUUGUUCACAAUCAAAUGAAACAUUUACACAACUUCAAUUACUUUAUUCUCAGCGCAUCAUUGCAUGGCCAAAUUUUUCGGAAUGCUUACCACAUUGUGAAAUGUGUCAAAUAUUUGCAUCUGAUUCAACUUACAUUAUUUAUAAUCUGGUGCUUAUUGGUUUUAUCCUUCCAUUAAUCGGUUUCUGCGGCCUACUUGGUAACGGAAUAAGUGCUUUCAUCUAUUGUCGACCAGAAAUGCGCUCAUCAACUAAUUUAUAUUUAUGCGCACUUGGAUGUAGCGAUUGUGCAGUAAUAUGUACAGCAAUAUUUUUAUUCUGUUUUGAUAUUAUCAGGCGUUAUUCGUUGCAUAUAUCCUUAAUGUUUGGAGCAUUUUCACCGAUUGUUUAUCCAGCCGGUAUGACCGCUCAAACAUGUUCUGUUUACUUCACACUAAUGGCUGCUGCUGAUUGUUUUGUUCAAGUAUGUCUAACGGAUAGUUGUCGGAAAGUUGUCUCUCGGAAGUUUUUCGUCAAAUGUAUGAUGCUAUUUAUUGUGGUAUUCAGUGUUCUGUACAAUGUGCCACAUUGCCUUGAAACCGUUGUUUUGGAGUGUUGGCACACUCAUUUCGAAAGUCGUUCACUUGAAGUUUGUCCCGAUCCAUUCAGUUAUAAGCUUAUUUAUUACAAAUAUAUGUACUCGAUAUUUCUCGCCAUAGGCCCUCUCAUUGUAUUGAUAAUUCUAACUUUAUGUAUCAUUGGCGUAUCGGUUGUUCUUAAGAAAGGUGGCGGUGGUUCUGGUGACACCAUUGCUUUGAUAUUAGUGGUGCUAUUAUUUAUCGCUUGCAAUGUAGCAGCACUCUUAUUAAAUGUUUUCGAGGUUCGUCUUGGUGAAAUAAUGGGACCUUAUAUCAACUACAUUGUGGACGCAUCCAAUGUCCUUGUUGUUUUUAACUCGUCAUGCAACUUUGCCAUUUACGUGACAUUUUCAUUAGCAUUCCGUCGUACUCUUCAACGAUAUAUUUUCAAAACACAUGCAAAAUCAACCGUCCAAACAAACACAAAACCCUCCAAAGCAACUGCAAAAAAAAUAAUAACAGCCACUGAAACUACUCUCUCAACAUUUAGAAAUAUAAAUUUGUGUGCCAGUAGUAAAAACAGUAAUGGUAGUAGUAGUGAUAAUAACAGCAAAAAUAAUUCAAUAACAAUUGCUAUCACGAAUGAAAACAUGACUAAUUACAAUCAGCAAUAUCAUCGAUACUAUCAACAUCCUAGUUAUGAUUAUCGAAGACAUCAGCGCUUUGAACAUGUUGAGCAAUCAACUAGAAAAGAAACCAUCAGCCACAUCCCAAAAGCAGUUCAACUAGAAAUACUUAUAUAA